CCACUCCUGGCCUCUUCGUUGUAUCUAUUCUCUGAUCGAUCUUCAGAAAUGGGGAAAGGCUAUUUCCUGCAUCUUCCCAUUCUUGUGCUCUUUUUGACUUUGGGCUAUGGCUAUGGCUAUGAUCCCAAUGAAUGUUUGCCCAGAAAAUGUGGGAAUAAUGGCCCUCAAAUCUCCUUCCCAUUUCGACUGAAACACAUCCAGCCCCCAGAGUGUGGCUACCCUGGAUUUGACCUUUUAUGCACUCAUAAGGGCGAAACUGCAUUGGAGAUUCCUUUUCCACUUCUCAACGCCACCCUGCAACUUCCAUUUCCAGUAAAGUUUUUUAUAGAGGAUAUAGAUUAUGAAUAUCAGGAGAUUGUAAUAUCUCGAGUGGAUGGCUGCCUCCCACAACUGCUCCCCAUACUAAAUUUAUCUGCAUCUCCCUUUAGUUUCGAAGAUCUUUAUGACUUCAGCAUUCUCAGCUGCUCCACACACAGGAACAUCACUGCCUCGAUAGCAUGCCUUACCAAACCAGGCCAUUUCAUUUAUGCUGUGGACUCUUCCGAAUAUCUCUACAGUGCAUCAGAUCUAAUUUCUUGCACAAAAAUGUUUGACAUUUCAGUCCCCUACUACUUCAUAGCACAAGAUAACAAUGAAUUUAGAUUGAGCUGGACUGGGCCGAGAUGUAGGCUAAACAACAACAGCACUGCAGAUGAUGUUGACGACUGCUAUGGAAAAAGUCCAAGCUAA
Ipomoea triloba (trilobed morning glory) is the source of this 729-nucleotide messenger RNA. RefSeq names its product RING-H2 finger protein ATL22-like. Gene Ontology annotation, molecular function: polysaccharide binding. Lineage: Eukaryota; Viridiplantae; Streptophyta; Magnoliopsida; Solanales; Convolvulaceae. The transcript is spliced from 2 exons. The record is from RefSeq and is a predicted model, not a curated record. Bases 49 to 729 code for a protein of 226 amino acids.